This is a messenger RNA of Zootoca vivipara (common lizard), 17182 nucleotides long. The record is from RefSeq and is a predicted model, not a curated record. Lineage: Eukaryota; Metazoa; Chordata; Lepidosauria; Squamata; Lacertidae.
UAGAUUAUAUGUAAACAUAAAAUCUGUCACUUUAAUUGUGCAAGGUGGUGUUUUUUUUAAUGUUCAGAUACAUUUUCUGCCCGUAUCUUCUGAAUGUUUCAGACAUUCUGUUCAUUAGUUUUUCUCCCUUGAUUCUAAAGCUAAUGAUCCAGAGCAUGGAUGGUGGGUGAGGGUGAGCAGGACAGCGCUAUUGGGUGUUGUGGGAAUUUAUAGUAUUGCAAUUAUUACUCCUCUCACUGUACAGUGAUUAAAAUCUGCAAGAACAAAAGAGCAGGAAAAUCAGUGUAAUUUCUGAGAGUUCUGGCAUAACAAAUCCUCUUUCAGAACUGCUGCAUAUCGCUGGUAUAUCUACAACACUGAUAUAUAUUUUUCUACUUUUCUUAGGGAUAUGUUGAAUUUCUUGAAUUCAAAGACAAUAAUUUAAAUGAAAGGGAUGAUCUCGGAAAAGACACCCACUAAUUUCAUUUAAAUGUUUUCUAGUUGCCAUAAUGAAUAUUUAGAAGCUGGUAAAUAAAAGGAAAACAACAACUCCUAAUCCAGUUGUUCUUACUUCCAGCUGAUCUUUAAGACAGCAGUUUAUAGACACUACUAAGACUGGAUGGAAAUGGUUUUGAGCUUCUAUGUGGAUUGAACAGCUGUUAAGAUUAAGGAGGGAUAACUAGAUAAUUGCAGCCACAUGAUAACUAGACAGGGAGAAAGGAAGGUGCCAGGACACAGCCUCAAAAUAGUUUUGCAGGAGGGGACCACAGCUCAGCAGGAUAGCACAUUCUUUGCAUUAAGAAUUCCCAGUUCCCAGGUUCAAUCCCAGGCAUCUCCAGAUAAAAAGAUCAAGGGGAUGGGAAAUACUCCCAUCUAAGAACUUGGAGAGCUGCUGCCAGUCAAAGAAUACAAUAUUAGUCGGUGAAAUAUACUCGGAGUCGCAUAGUUAUUUCAUACUCUUUAUUGCAGCUCGAAAACAGUAAGUGAAUUCCCCCCCCCAAACCUCUGGCUUUAUAUACAUUAUUUACACAAUGGGUCCCGCCUGAUUGGCUGAUUCUGCUUCCCUCCUGGAGCCUGAUUGGGCUGCUUCCGCAGGCCAAUCAGGUUGUUGCAUUCUAGGAUCCUACCUGCCUAUUGUUCUAGGAUCCAAGCUUAGAACAUAACAGUGGACAAAUAGUCUGAUUUGGUAUAAGUCAGCUUCUUGUGUAGUGAGAAUAAUGGCCUGCCUGAUACUGUUCUCAUGUUGAAAAUAAAAUCUAUUGAGCUUCCUUUGGGUUAUAAAUUACAGCCAAUUCAUAUAAUAUCGUGAAUGUUGUGAACACUCCUGUAGUGGAGAGUGAGUUGAUGGCUUUAACAGGAGCUGGGAGUAGCCCAAGGAUAUUGUACUACAAGUUCCAUUGACCUCAGUAUGACUUACUUCUGAGUAAACAUGAUUAAGAGUGCCUGGUAAGAGUGUGAUGUAUGAUUUUGCAAAAUAAGUAUAAAAAGGAAAUGGAUUUAGGUAGUUUCAGAACACCACAAUUAUUUAUCUGCGUGUUUAGCAUAAGGAUUGAUUUAGUACCAAGUAAUGUAAAAGCGCAUGAAAUGUGGCUGACAUUUGAAAAGAUAAAACAGCUUUGAUUUUAUCUAGAACCAGACAGAUCAUAUGGCUUACAAAAAUAAAUAAAUACAUUUUUGGUAGGGUUCUGUCAUACUAUGACUUUUAACUAUCAUGCCCUGUGGGCAUUGCAGGGGCUGAACUAGAUUAUCCUCGGGGUCUCUUCCAAUUCUACAGUUCUAUGAAAUGCCUGCCAUAAGCUAUAGUUUAUGGUUUGCUGUUUCUGAAAGUGAAGUUUUGAGUCAGGCAUGUGACUGACAGUGCAGUUCUCUACACAGAAGUACCGUAAGCCCAACUGGGUUCAGUGUGAGGUACUCUCAGGUAACUUUGUACAGUUUGGUAUUGCAACCCAUGCUUUCAAAGAGAACGGCACUGUAUCAUUCAAGCAAAUGGAAGCCUUGCAUUGAUGGAGGAAGAGGAAUGAGACAGGAUCAACCCCCACCCCCCGGGCUUUCCACACCACCAUCUGGUCAUAUGCUUUGAGAAAAGCCUGAAUUCUCCCCAGUCAAACAGAAAUGCUUUUAAAUAAAAAGUGUCUAAGGUCAUUAUGUUUAGUUCAUGAAUCAUACUCCUUAAAAGGCAAUAAAUGCAUAAUAGGGAGAUAUAGAACAAUUCACGGCGUGAUUUAAAGAAGAAGAAAAGCAGCGCCUCAGCCCAUCAAUUCAGAGGGAGAAAAAAGUCUCAAGAGAAUAAUAUAAUGUUUUAUAACAUCUGCCUGGAAUGACCUGUUUUAAAUAAAAGCACGGCUGGUGACUACGGCCAGUUGUUCAGCUAAAGUUUACUAAGUGAGGGGUUUUUAGGGAAUAUGAUGUAAGUAAUAUAAAAUGUAUAGCCCAGAAUCAGCACAGCUUGCAAUCCUCUUCCCCCUUCCAGCAUUCUUUUUUUCAAGGAUAUGUUUUAUUUCUCUUUAUUGAAUACUUUUCCCAAGAGGCACAACAUGAGUAAUGCAAUAUAUUUAUAUUAAAAACAGCCAGCUUUCGUUUUUCCCAUGAUUAAAAAACCCCCACCCUUCGCUCCACCAAAAUGGGUUCUAGGAACACAUUAACAUACAUUAAGCACUGCACAGGUGGAAAUCUGCAGGUUUGCAUAGAAAUAUGAUAAUUACCUAGAAGCCUCACCUCUGAGCAUACAGUAACCUGGAGCAUCAUUAAGAUGUGGCUUCUUUAAGGAUGGUGAUUCCUGGUUUGCAGGAAGUGCACUUUUCAUGGCAGCAAGUAAACACGAAUCCUGGGGAACAGUUGUUUGUUCUUUUGCAACAAGCAUCUGGCUUUGUUUGUAGAGGAUUUAAGCCAUGUAGCCAAGGAAUCUAGGAGUUCUGUGGGUGUUACCUUUACUACAUUGCAUGAGUUCCAUUGCAUGAGAUAAGAAGCAGGUUUAAAUGAUGCAAAAGCACAUUCCUGAAAUCUAUGUUUAAGAAGGGGCUGAAUCCUGGAAUUUAAGCAGCAUGGUUGCAAGAAGAAGCUACUGCUUGUAAGUAUGGAACCCAAAACUGAUGGCAGCCACCUCCGCAUUUAAUUAAUGCAGACCAUAAGGCACAAUGCAACAUACGGCAUAUAUGAUACCAAGGUAGUUUUAUGGAGAGGGGGGAUCUAAAACACCUGGCUUCAGUCAAACACAGUUGAAAAGAUCUUAUUAAGAUCACAGCCACACCAUACAUUUGAAGCACUCAGAUGCUACUUCAACAGCCAUGGUUUCCCUCAAAGAAUCAUAGGAACUGUAGUUUGUUAAGGGUGCUGAGAGUUAGCAGAACUGGGAAUUACAAAACCACUUUUUAGUGCUCAUUCGGAGCAAACGGCAAUCUACCAGACUGUUGACAUUUGCUCUAAUUUAGCACUGAAGAAUGUGUUUUCCCUGGGAAAGGAGUGGGUCAAGGGGAAAACCUCUUGAACUCACUCUUUCUAUUCAUGGGACAAGUGGAAGUGGGGAUAAGCCCUAAGUGUUGCAGUAGUAAGUCCUUUGUGUUUGGCCAACCAAGUCUGAGCUUUUGAGCAGCAUGAAAUACAGCUUAGGUGGAUAAAUAGGUGUUUGGUUGCUCCUGAUCUAGUUCUUAAUUAUUUAUUUAUUGUUUAUACAGUAAUGCGUGAUUUGUUUUUAUUACUGCAAUCUGCUUAGCGUUGUCACAGGAAGGUAGGGGGGAAAUAAAGAAUCAAAUCUGUCAAGAAAAAUACCUCUGGCGGAAAUUAAACAGAUGAAAACUGAUAGCUCACUCGAUAGAGCAUGGCACUCUUGAUCUUGAGGUCAUGGGUUUGAGUCCCAUGUUGGGCAAAAGAUUCCUGCAUUGCAGGGGGGUUGGACUAGAUGACCCUUGUGGUCCCUUCCAACUCUACGAUUCUAUGAUUCUUUUUGCUAGCAUGAAGACGCAUUGAAGGGGGAAGUGCUCUGAUUCAUCUUCUAAAUUGCAGCUGUUAAAAAUAAGGGUGUGUGGAAAAGUUUAAUUUCAGAUGAUGUUACCAAACUUCCAGAAAGGCGGUAUAUCUACCUACACCGUAGCUUGGGGAAAAUGCAUAUCACCAUGUCUUUCUUCACGGGUCAUGUGAAUGUACACCAAAUGACAUUUAAUUCAAUGACAGUGUAACCCAGAUUUAGCUGCUGUAGGAUGACCCCCUGGAGACUCAUAAAGUGGCUGAUUCUAUAUAAAUCAGAACUUGUUUGUAGAGUGAUGCUGUUAGUCCAACAGCAAUCUCAUACCCUCAAGCAUUAUGUCACAGCUGUCUCUUAAAUACACAACAAUUGUAGACUGGAUUUUCAGUGUUGUUUUUUUUUAAAUUGCAACCCAGUUUUUUUCUGAGUUAAAAGCAGACUUUGGGCAUGUAAAUUCCUAAGAUAGUUAACCUAGUGUCUAUUUAGGAGAUGUAUAGCAACUAUAAUAAACAGUCUCUAGAAGAGAGCAUACUCUUCCUGUAAUUUUUAGGUGGAGGGGAUCAUUUCAGCUUCCAUUGUCCUUUGUGCUGCAUUUAGGAUGGGAAUCUAUAAUAAAUAAAUAAUGGUUUUACAGUACUUUACUUUCAUGCUGUGUGAUUUCAGCUCCUUAGGCUGAUUCUGAAAGGAUUGCAAUUGCAGCUUGAACACAUGUUGAAUGGAACUGGCUGGAGUUCAAUUAGUUUGGAAGGGGGGGAUUUUGGGGGGAGGAUGAGAAUACACUUCUAUUGUACCUACUCUCCCCCAAGCCUUUCUCUAGCCACUGUUUUCCUUUGCUUUCUGAAGUAGUGAGGCUCCACCCCCCCUCACUGCCCAAAGUUAAAUCUGCACAAUAAUGAACCAUAUAAGGGAGGGAUGACAUCAUCAGUGAGUGGUCCCAAGCUGUUUUGCACAACAUUCACCUUUCAUUGUUCUGAUGACAUGGCUGGAAUGUGAUGGCUAAUUCCCUGUAGAGCAGGGGCUAAGCAGGGCCUGCAGACUAACAAACUCUUGCAAAGAGAGGCAGGGAGGGGGAUCGAAAGUGCUCCUCAUUAGGAGAAGAUUAAAGAAGCUUCUUGAACAGGAAAAGAUCUACCAAGCCCGAAAGGAAAAAGAGCAUGCAAAAAGGCUCAACAAGCUAAGAGAAGAAUUGGUCAAACUUAAGUCAUUUGCACUCAUGCUUGUGGAUGAAAGACAGAUGCACAUUGAACAACUGGAUCAGCAAACCCAGAAAAUACAAAAUCUAACUCAAAAACUAAGGGAAGAAGAAGAGAAACUUAAGAUUCUGGGUACCAAAGGAAAAGAGGAUGGUCAGAAGCUAAUGAAGCUAGAGGCAGAACUUGAACACAAGACAUCCUCCUUUUCCCAAGAGCAUGAGGAGAUGACUGCCAAAUUGGCUAGCCAAGAGUCGCACAAUAAACAGCUCAGGCUGAAACUGGCUGGUUUAACCCGGAGAAUUGAGGAGCUGGAAGAAACCAACAAAAACCUUCAGAAGACUGAAGAAGAGCUUCGGGAACUGAGAGACAAAAUAGCCAAAGGGGAAUGCGGGAACUCCAGCUUGAUGGCUGAGGUGGAAAACCUCCGCAAGCGGGUGCUUGAGAUGGAAGGCAAAGACGAGGAGAUCACAAAGACUGAAUCUCAGUGUAAGGAGCUUAAAAAGAAACUACAAGAAGAGGAGCAUCACAGCAAAGAACUGAGGCUUGAGGUGGAGAAACUGCAGAAGAGAAUGUCUGAACUGGAAAGGUUGGAGGAGGCUUUCAACAAAAGCAAAUCCGAAUGCACUCACCUGCGUUUGAACCUGGAGAAAGAAAAGAACUUAGCCAAAGACUUGAUCAAUGAGUUGGAAGUGGUGAAGACACGAGUGAAGGAUCUUGAGUCUUCAGAGAGUAAGUUGGAGAAAGCUGAAUUAAACUUGAAAGAUGACCUGACAAAGCUGAAGUCUUUUACCGUCAUGCUGGUCGAUGAGAGAAAGAACAUGGUGGAUAAGAUUAAGCAGGAAGAGAGAAAAGUUGAAAGCUUGAAUAAGAACUUUAAGGUGGAGCAAGGCAAAGUUAUGGAAGUGACUGAGAAACUAAUAGAUGAGAGCAAAAAACUGUUGAAGUUGAAAUCUGAAAUGGAGGAGAAAGUGUCCAGCUUAACAAAGGAAAGGGAUGAGUUAAUUGGCAAGCUGAAGAGUGAGGAAGAAAAGUCCGCUGAGCUGAACUGCAAAGUGGAUCUGCUGAAGAAAAGGAUUGAUGGCAUAGAGGAGGUAGAAAGGGAAAUAGCCAGAGGCCACGUUAAAAAGGGGACUGGGCUUACUGGACAAGAGGACAACAAAAUUAAAGAGCUAACAGUUGAAAUUGAAAGACUGAAGAAGCGUCUCAAGCAAUUGGAAAUUGUUGAAGGAGACUUGAUGAAGACGGAGGAUGAAUAUGAUCAGCUAGAGCAAAAAUUUAGGACUGAGCAGGAUAAAGCUAACUUUCUUUCUCAGCAGCUGGAAGAAAUGAAGCUCCAGAUUGCAAAAAACAAAGCAAUAGAGAAGGGAGAGGCAGUGACUCAGGAGGCAGAGCUGAGGCAAAGGUUUCGACUGGAAGAGGCGAAAAGCAGAGACUUGAAAGCAGAAGUGCAGGCUCUUAAAGAGAAAAUUCAUGAGCUGAUGAACAAAGAAGACCAGCUUUCUCAGCUCCAAGUGGAUUACUCAGUCCUUCAGCAAAGGUUUAUGGAAGAAGAAAAUAAGAACAAAGCCAUAGCCCAGGAGGUGCUGAAUCUGACGAAAGAGCUUGAGCUGUCUAAACGCUACAGCCGUGCCCUGAGACCCAGCAUGAAUGGGAGAAGGAUGGUAGAUGUGCCUGUUACAUCCACUGGAGUACAAACUGAUGCAGUAAACAGCGAAACAGCAGAAGAGGAGACACCCGCUGUGUUCAUAAGGAAAUCCUUCCAGGAGGAGAACCACAUUAUGAGCAAUCUUCGACAGGUUGGGCUCAAAAAGCCCAGCGAGAGGUCAUCUGUGCUUGACAGAUAUCCUCCUGCAGCAAAUGACCUCACCAUGAGAAAAUCCUGGAUCCCAUGGAUUAAAAAAAGAGAAAAUGGCUCUCAGGUGACUCCAGAAAAAGGAGCCAGAAUACAAACCAGUCCAGAGCGUCCUGGGGAGGUUGUCCUUUCUCCAAAGCAAGGGCAGCCUCUCCACAUUCGGGUAACUCCAGAUCACGAGAACAGCACAGCUACUCUGGAGAUUACUAGUCCAACUGCUGAAGAUUUCUUCUCCAGCACCACCGUUAUCCCAACUCUGGGGAAUCAGAAACCACGGAUUACUAUCAUUCCCUCUCCUAACGUCAUGUCCCAAAAAGGGAAAGGGGGUGAGAGCCCAGCGGGCCCAGAGCGAGCCAUGUCUCCAGUAACUAUAACUACUUUCUCCAGAGAGAAAUCUUCAGAGAGCCCAAAGUCUCCAUUCAUGGAAAGACCUGUGUCACCAAUUCAAAUAAUGACAGUGUCUACCUCGGCAGCACCUGCAGACAUUACCAUGUCUCCAGAAUCGCAGGACAUGACCAUGGGGAGGGCUGUGUUUAGAGUGACGCCAGAAAAACAAACUGUCCCAACUCCCGUCCGAAAGUACAAUGCCAACACGAACAUUAUAACGACCGAGGACAACAAAAUUCACAUCCACUUAGGGUCUCAGUUUAAACGCUCGCCUGGCACUUCUCAAGAAGGAGCAAGCCCUGUGAUAACGGUCAGGCCUAUGAAUGUAGCAGCAGAGAAGGAGGUGAUGACUGGGACUGUCCUCCGUUCCCCCAGGAAUAACAUAUCCUCAAGGCCUGGAGCAAGCAAAGUGACAAGUACCAUCACUAUAACUCCAGUUACUACGUCAUCCACACGAGGAACACAGUCCAUGACAGGACAGGAUGGGUUAUCCCAGAGACCUACACCCACCCGAAUCCCUGUAUCUAAAGGUAUGAAAGCCGGGAAGCCAGUAGUGACAGCCCCAGGAUCAGGAAACCAGACCAAAUUCGAGCCUCGAGCCGAGACUCAGUCUAUGAAAAUAGAACUGAAGAAGUCUUCAGCCAGUAGCUCUGCCUCCCUUGGUGGGGGGAAGGGCUGAGGGCAGUGGCUAAGGGGGUAUGUUCUGCAGGUUUUACUGCUACCAUGGAAAUAAGCCCCCUGUCCUGUUUAGUUGUUAGUGUUUGCACAUACUAAUUAAGUCUGCUGAAGCUGUCACUUCUACUAAUGCAUGCAUGUCUUACCUAUUGAAUGUAAUAAUCCCCUCUUCCUUUCCUCUCUGCUAAGUAAAAAAAAGAAACCCUCCUUUUUUAAAAUAAUAAUAAUAAUGGUCUAGUCCAGCAAGUUCUAAAAUGGGGCUGCUGUUAAGAUUUACCUCUUUCAAGCAGCUGGCCUUGUCCCCCUUAUUUUGCUCCACAUGAUCAUUUUAGUCAGUAGUUUGCCAGUAAAAUUGAGCACUUUACUCCUUUUCAAAGCCACAUCUAUCUAGUUUGAACUGUUCUGAGAUAGCAAUAGGCAACAUACAAAUGCCUCAUUUAAACACAACAGGUAUCGUUCCUGCACUGCAGGAGAGGUUAGGAGUGUAUUCUAGGUGUAGAUCAUUAGGAUUUUUGAUCUUGCAGAUCUUUUUAUUCCCAAACUCAGGUUGGACCUAACUGAAGGCUCAGCAAAAUCUAUUAAAUCAUUCUUGUUCAUGCCAAUGGUUAAAAUUUGCGGCAAGUGAACAACCUUAUAUUUAUGCCUUCUACCUUUUGAUCUGGGAUGGUCCUAAUGUCAGCAUGUUGGCAGGGGUGAGAGAGAGGUCCUGCUGGCAGACUUUACUUAGAGAGAGAGAUUAUAUCUAAAACAAUGAAUAUGUUUGUGCCUCAAGAUCACACCUGUAUUUAUCUUGUCAACACCUGGACUUAGGGACAUCUGGCCAAACUGUGUGUCUUCUGCCUGCAUUGGAGUGCUUUGCUUUUAUUUCUGAAAGCAUGCUUUGAGAGUGGAAUUUCAUGUGAAUAAGACUGGCUGCCAUUAUAACUGUGUUUGUCUGUUAGAACCCCAACUGUUUAUGAGCAUUUCUGUUGAAGGAAGGAAACAGCUACAACCAAAACUCUUAACCUCUGGCGGAGGUGACUUGACAUGAAAAAUCUUCUGCCAAGCUGCACUUUUCCCUUUCUUUUCUUCCUUUUUGCUUUGUAACGAUCUAGUUGAAUGACCUGCGGAAAUUCAGCAACAAAUUCCUCAAUGGCUCCAUUCUGGAGGAAAGGGGGAAAGUAUGCACAGUACCAAAAACGACCUCUGUGCAACCAGUGACAAUAAAAAGGAUGAAGUGCUUAAAGCAGAGUGGAUGGAUUUGUCCAUUAGGAGACGAAACUGAACUGCAGAGAUUGUGUAGUUUAAAAGUAGUCUGAGGUCUAUAAAAGGAAGACUGCCAUUAAUGGCUGUAAGUAAAAUAUGAAUGAAGGAAUGAAUUUUAGGUCAAAUAGUGUCAUUAACUAUACCUUGGUCUGCUAAGGGCCACAAGUAUUGAGUUUUUUAAAACAACAACUCUAGUGCAAGGACAGUGCAAGGCUUUCCUCUCCAGAUGUUGGUGAACUCCCAACUCCCCACCCGGUAUGGGGAAUAGGCCAGGGUUAUGGCAGUUGUAGUCUGACAACAUCUGGAAGGCUACAGGUCCCUCAUCCCUGUCUAGUGGAACAGAAUUUUCUUCUUCUUCACUAGUAUGUUUAUGGGCUGAAGUGUUUUGCUGGCAUUUCAGAUUCCAGGUGGGUAGCUGUAUUAGUUUGUUGCAGCCCUGAGGCACCUUUAUCCAUGGUGGAAGCUUUCAUGGGCCAGGCAGACACUACUUCAUCAAAUUGUGCUCUGACCUACAAAAAGCUUAUGCCACAAUAAAUGGGUUUUUUUGGUCUUUGAGGUGCCACAGAUCUUCGCUGACAUUUCGGUUUACUCUUCUAGCCUUUACCUGCAUCAAUAGCAAAUGCCCAUUAUGAGAAGGAGUGAGGGAUGUGUGACUUGUAUAUUACAAUGAUACAACCUGUCCUAGCCAGCGCCAACCAAGUGCCAAGCUUGGAAGGGGGCGUUUCUCUCUCUUUUCCUGCCUUCCCUCCUCACGUGUGCACACAAUAGCUGACUUAACAAUGCUUUCCACUUUUUCCUUCUGUGGUAAGACUGGGGCAGAGCCAGCUGCUUUUCUGUCUCUCCAGCCAGGAGCAGAGAGAAUGCUGCUUUAUGCCAGAAUUUUCUUAAUGCAAUGAAUGGAAGGAAUGACAAAGUGUGUACAAAUGAUUAAUGCAAUCCUUCCUCCUCCUCCUCAAAAAAGGGGUGGGGUGGGGGAAAUAACUCACUUCUACCUCCGUCUUCCCCUCUCCUCCCACCUUCAUAUUUGUUUCUGGGUCAGGAAAAAAAGUGUGACAGAGUGAAAGAAUCCAGGAAUGGGCUUUUAGCGACAUCAGCAGCAAAAUGCCCCUUAUUAGAAUGAGUCAGGUAUAUGUGGCUUGUAUGUUACAAUGACGUAUCCUGUCCCAGCCAGUGCCAAGCUCAAGCAAAGCUUUUCUUUAUCCUUAGGAGUGAAUGACAGCCAUUCACUUACAUGGGAAAUAGGAAAGAAGUGCAUUCAGGUGGUGACUAAACCCUGCUCCCUACACCCAAUCAUUUGAAAAGUUUCUAUCCAUGUCGCCGCUCUUAGGAUCUGUUUCUGGCUUGCAUGUUGACACAGUGUGGGAGCUGACUUUUCGUAAAGCAAGAGCAGGAUACUUGUGGCCCACCAGAUGUUGUUGGAUUCCCCAUCAGCCCCAACUAGCAUGGCCAGCGGUCGAGGUGAUGGGAAUUGUAGUCCAAUAAUAUCUGGCAGUCUGCAGGUUCCCUAUGCCUGUUAGAGAAAGAGUGAUGCUGAUUAUAAAGGGUCAGAUCGCGCCAGGCUGAGAAGCCUGAACACUAUUCUCCCAUGACUUUGCUUCUUAACCACCUAUAUUCACUGCUCCUGCAUAGCCUAUGGUGGUGCUGUGCAAAUAGGAGAAAGCUAUUCUCCUGCUUUGAGGAGGGAACAUUGCAUGAUUUCAUGUACAGAAAAGCCUGCCUGCUAAGGAGGAGGAAACUGAGCAUGCAAUCACUAAAUAUUUCACUGGGUGCCAAAACAGUGCAUAUUAUUUCUGCUUUCAUAAACUGGUACGCGUGUGUAAGAGCCAUCUGAGCAAAAUCAGACGGCUUUAAAUGGGCACUGUCCAUUGAUGCAAUUAAACUUGCUGCUGCUGCUGCAGUAGUAGCCUAGAUCAUUUUUGCAGCCAUUGCUGUUACUUCAGUACUCUCAGUGCCUUAUAUUGAGGCUCUCCAUGUGGGUAUUGGUGAUGGACUAAAUACAUUGCUCAUCCGCUGAGGUACUCUUUUGAUACCAUCAGAGUUUGGGGUCAUUUUGAUUACAAUCAAUUGAUUACAAUCACACUUGCAUUGUAAACUAACACGCUCCUGUGUUUUAACUGGCUUGUAGCAUAGGCUACUACAGUAAGGGUUAUUUUUAAAAGACCUCUUACAUGCUUUUUAUUGCUUAUCUGCUGCUGAUGUUCCUGGGUUUGAUCGAAGCUGUCAUUUGCUGGCAGCUGAAUCCUUUUGGGGCUUAUUUUCAUUGGGAAUAAUGUUCUUUCUUUCCCAGAUCAGUGUGAGUCCCUUAAUUUUGACUGAUCUUUAAGAAGAACUUGAGCGAAUAGUUUGCACUUGUAAAAGUUGACUUCAUUUUAAAAUCAUCUUACUAUUUUAUCUAUGUUCGGUUUUGGGAAUACAUAAAAUUUCCAAAUGAGUAGUAGUCAACAAUUUACAAAGCCAAAUAGCAGUUCAUUUGGAUUUAAUUUCACCUGUUUACAGGAGGGGUGGAGGGAGAUAUGCUCUACAAAGGUUCUAGUCAGAUAAGGAUUUUAGUUAAACAAACUAAGUGGCAGCCAAAAUAUUAUGCAUUUUGUCACAGGGCCCUACAAAGAUACCGCCUUUUGCACACAAUAAUCUCAGUUGUAAAGAGAACUAAUUUAAAAUUAUAAUUUAAUCACUGGGAUUUAAUUAUACUUAAGCUUUAUGCAAACUGUUCAGUAUGAGCAUUAUUGUGUGUGAUCUCAAGGCUAUUACUUGUUAUAAUUGGAUACUGAACAAUUGUGUGCUAUUGUAUCUGUUAUAAAAGAGCAAAUACGGGUAUAAUAGAUCAUGAUUUUUGAUGGCUAUUUCCAAGAAUGCUAGGGACCAAUUGCUGUUUAAGUUAAAUUAGGGUAGUGCCAUCUAGUGAUAGUCUUCUAGAAUAGCUCAUUCUUUUAAAGACCAUGAUUGGUUUAUUUAUUUAUUUCUGUUGUUGCUGUGAUUUAACUAAUACAUGUUUUGGCUUGUGCACAUAGAUAGCUUGUUUUUUUAAAAUAAAAAAACAAGUAAAUAAGAAGAAGCAUAGCCAGGGUAGGAUUGAGGAUUAUAUGCAAGCCAAAAAUGGCUGAAAAUUUAUACAUUUGCAAAUCAGUUUAAUAAAUUCUCAAAAUUAAACUAGGGGAAACAAUGAACAGAAUAGGGACUAUCAAUGCAUCCCUAUAAUUCGAUUCCUUGAGUAUUUCAGGUUACAGAGCCUUUGUUCAGUGGAAUAUUUAGCAUCAAAUGUAGCUACCUGAAAAGGAGAAAGAUUCAGAUAUAUGUGUCAGGUUUUAUGAAGGUUCUUGGCUUUGAUCUCAAGAACCAAAACUCUGCAUGUUUAUUCAGAAGUCUCCUCUGUUUAAUGGGGCUUACUUUCCUAGUACUUAAGGAUCAGAAUCUGUCGUGCCUGUUCAAAUAUCGGUACCCUGUGGCUAUAUUUGGUACUAAAUAUUUGAAAUGGGUUUUUGGCUUAUUCACUGUUUUGAAGCAGUCAAUUUCUAUCAUCCCUUUUAUAGUCUUCUUUGCAUCCAGUAAAAGAUCUUCCUUCUUAUGGAGAGAGACCUAGACUAGAAUGCACAGAUGACUUAAUAUAUUUGAAUUAGCUUUAAAAAAAGUUAUACAGAAGAAAAUUUGCCAUAUAGAGAAGUAAACCCCCUCCCCCAAUCGAAACUGUAUAUAGUAUCAUGAUAUAGCUAAUUAUCUUGUAGAAAGACACAAGUUAGAAAAUUUGCUAUUACCAACUGCAGUUUGGAACUGCAGAAAGGACCAAACUCUUGGUCCCUGCUCAGUUUUUAAAAAGAAAACAAUAUAGGUUGGAACCAGACGGACAAUGCAGUUUUCAUUACUCAGAAGUAAGUACAAUUGAAUUUAAGGCAGCUUACGCCCCGGUAAGUGGAUACAAGAUUGCACCCAAAAUUAGUUCUCAUUUAUUUCAAUGGGACUUCAUGUUGGUCACAGCUAAUCUUUCAUGUUAAAUAUCAUUAAGUGUAAUUAAAAGAAAUGUUAUGAUGUAGGGAUAGUACACUUCCAACUAAAGAUAUGUAAGUAAGUGCUGGAAAUAUUUGAAGUAGAGGUUUGUUUGCUUUUUUAAAAGAUAAGUGAGGAGGUCUCAAAGUGGAAGCAUACUGGGAAAAGAGAAUGCAUAAGAUAAUUUUUUUUAAAAAAAAAUAACUACUUUUAGAUACAGGAGUGUUUCUUUUAACCAAACUAUAGUCGGUGUCUAAGGAAAAGGAAGUGUUUCCUCUUUAUGUAACUCCAACUACAAGUAAUAUUAGCCUGCUGGUGGUAAAAGAUGAUUUCUGAAGCUCAAGAGUGGAUGGCAAGUAUUGGCAUUUUUGAGGAGCACAAUAAAUAAUUUCGAAGAAAAUCGAUGUGUUAAUGGAUUGGACUCUGGUUUCAAGAUGUCCGCAACAGAAAGUGUUUUCACUUUAAUGUGAGAAAGGGGGCUUUAUAUCUGUGGUGUAAAUAAGAUCUGAAAUUGUCUGAAUUUCUGGAUUUAAAUUUAUUUUAAAAGCUAAAGAGAUGAUCCCAUCCUCUCUAGGUGUGGUGCCUAAAUAGGGAGGAUCCCAGUAAGUCUCAGUAGAGCUGUUUCCUACUCCCAUUUCCUAUGUGGUUAUAACUGGUACAAGGGACUGUUGGAAGAAUGGGAGGUUUGUCCUUUACCCAAUACAAUUUACAUGUGACCACGAGGAACUUGUGCUGAGUAAAGGGAACAGAUGGCUAGGGACAUGGGAGCCCUCAGUUCAUAUUAAUUGGCUCCCUCACUGGUUGAGUGCACAGGUGGUGAAGAGAAGAGGGAGAGCUGUACAGUGCUCUGCAGAGAUACUCUUGAGAAUGAGUGGACUGGAUUAUGCUCCUUCCAUUUACAUAUGACAAGCAGCCUCGUACCCAGCAGUGCUCAGGAAUUCUAAGAAAUCAAUGAAAUCAGUGUGGCUUUGAAAUUAGUGGUUGAAUUCCAUGCAGUUUUGUAAGGUUCAGUCCCAUCGUCUUGAUUCAAAAUGGCGUCCAGUUGAAUCCAAACGUAGGCGAAAACCUGUUCCUUGAUCUCAAGGAACAUCGUGCAAAAUUUGUUUGCGAUAUCUUAAGAGGCAUCCAACAGCAUGGCAAGCAAACAGCUUUCCAAAAUGUAUUGUAGAUGGGGAUAGAGUGCCCUCAGUUAUACUGCUAAUUCUAAUCUCUUCUUUGGCCAUCUUGAUAUGAGUAGUUCUGUUCUGUCUUUCUUGUUUGAAGUGGCACUUUGAAGUUUCUGUAAUAUAGCUAAGCUGUUGAUGGGAUUAAAGAUUUAACAGUGUGGGUCCUCAUAGACCUUUCAUGUAUUCUCAUGGUAACAGCCUAUGCUUUGCUAUGUUUCUUUUCCCCUUUAGAGAGCAUCAUCAUCCAUCAGUUACGCAUGAACUCAAGAUGAGAUGCCAUGCAAGCUCCAUCCUAUAUACUUGCACUUCUCCUCCACACCACUUGGUUGGAUCACUGCUGAAGCACCACCUCAUUCACUGUGAUCUUCCCUGCUACUGAUUGCUUGUGGAAGUAUUUUAGUCCUUCCAUCAGAAUCUGGCUUUUUGUGUGUGCAGAUCCAUUAAAAAAAUGUGUGACCUUUGGAAAUUAGGUGGAAAGAGAACGUCUUCUGUGCCAAUUUUACUCUUAAUUCUGCAAAGCCUUUGAAUCGUGUGCUUUUUGUUUGGUGUUUCCUACGUAAUUUAUUUUUAUAAUACAAUUUGUAAUGAAAGACAUUUUGUGGUUGGUUUUUUUUUUUUUUUGCCAAAUCUGACUUUGGUGGUCUGCGGCACAUUUGGUAGUAGAAUACACUGUCAAAGAUUUCAGAGUGCCGGUUUGUAUAUUUUUUAUUGGAGUUUAUAAAGAUGUUGACUUGACCUCAAUAAUGGCACCUUUUAGAGAACUUUGCCACGUUUCCUAGCCAUAAUGCGACUGUGAGAUUAAUUGCCCUAAAGACUGCUCUGUGGGAUAGUAUUAUAGUAUUUGUUUUUGUUUUUGCACUGCGCUGUGGUUUUAAUACAAAACUGAACACCAACAAACCAAAGUCUUGAAACAGUAUUAGACUGAAGAAUUGUUUUAAAAUGUUGUACGCUGAUUUCUAUUAUGCCAUGCUCAUAUACUAUGUGUUUUUACAUAUGUCUGUACCAAAAAGGUUCGUUUUUAAUUACACUGUAACAAAUAAACUUUCAUAAGUGUGCAACAGUAAUAUGGUGUUCCAAUUCUAACCCUAGUGUUAGAAAAGGGAGCUAAUGCUGAAACUUACUGAUCAUUCACAUUGGUUUUUAUGUUUGUUUCCUUGUGAACCAAACACUGAUCCGGUUAAUCCUGUGCACCCAAAGCCUUUUAAUUUCACUGCGCUCAAGCACACCUAACUCUGCAUUGUAUCAGGCUGCAGAUCAUUUACCAACUGCUUCACCAGUUGAAUCACAAGUUUGCGGCACAAAAUUUGGGAGCAUAAAACCUAGCCUUAUUUGACUGUGCUCCUCUAUACCUCAAUACUAUAUUCUAGAUGGAACACAAAAUUAGUACAGUUUCUCUGAGUCAACAACACUGGUGAAACGUUGUGGGAAUUGCAUGGGGAUCCUGUGGUAUCUGCAUUAUUAUUUUUUAAAAUGAUCCAUUUUUAAACAUGCCUUUCCACCGAGAUAUAAACCCUACAUUAUUAAACUACUUAUAGUUUCUAGUUCUGGUUUCAAAUUGUUACCAUAUUUGCAGACUUUCUGUGAUGCUGUAUAAUGAAUGUGAAAUUGUAUAUAGCUGCAAUAAGGAGAGUGUUGAUAGAAAGAAUAUUUGAACAGAUGGGUAUCAAUACUAUUUCACACCCGUACUGUGCAGAACACUGAAGACAUGUGAUUUAGGGGCUUCUAGACAGAACAGCCUGGGAAGUGUAAGGCAUAUUGAAUUGGUGCAUGUGGUACUCACAAACAGCUGGGGGGGGGCUAUUCCUCCAUUGUGUGCUAAUCAAUGCUACUCCAGAUGCACUAGCAAGGCGAGGGCAUUUGGUAUAAUUCAUAUUUAGCAACCAUCAACCCCUCUCAUGCUUUUGGUACCAGCCAGCAUGGAAAGCUAGACACUGUGUUAGCAAGGGAGAGAGGGUGUAAGCAAAAGGGGAGGGAAAGAUUUUGAUAAAAGCAGUAGUGAAUGAGGGUAAAGAAAGGUUAUCUGUUGACAUCAAGGGAUAGAAGCUGUGAUGACAUGAGGGGGAAAAGGAAGUAGGAGGAAGUUUGUGGCGAAGAAGGACUUUUGUUCAUUUAUAAAAUGCAGGGAAAGGGAAAGGAGCUCACCAUGACGAACAAAAAGUUCCAGACAUGGAGAAAUGGUAUGAGGGCAGGCACUGAGGUGUACUGUACAUUAGAUCAUAUAAAGAGAUGGAAUGGAAUUGCGGUACAAGUACGUUGCCAGGAUAUUUCUGCAAAGUACCCAAACCAAAACAACAGGUAAUAUUUAAACAGCAGGAAACCCAGGUUUGCCAGCAAGUGUACACUUGACAAAGAGCUGCAGCCAAUCAUGAUUGGCUGCUUGAGUGUAGCUGUGUAACAAUAUGAUUCACACUUCACAUUCUUAUGUGUACACCUAAAAAAAAUUUAGAUAUAUAAUAUGUGAAGUCAGUGGCCCUGUAGUUAACGUCUGUGAAAGUAAAUGCCAAUGAAACGAGGAAGACUUAGUUCCCCCUAAAGAAAAAGGACAAGCCAGGAGGAGGACAACAGGUGUGUUUGUUGUAGAAUUCAACUUCCUAGUGAGAUAAAUAAUCCAACCUGCCUGCCUUGAAAUUCCUACUUCAGGUUCCAGGUAGACUUCAGAAGCGUUUGGAUUUGUACAUAACGAGUUGUUUGUAAUUUUCUGUUCCUUUGAAAAUCAUAAACAUUAAAAACAAUCUCUCUGCAUGUA